AUGGCUCUCUUCCGGAAGUUCAACGAAAAGAUCCCUCGAAGAGGAAUCCUGGGGGCGAUGAUGUUUCUGGCGUGUAUGUUUUCCUACGUCAUUCGUACCAAUUUAUCUAUAACUAUUGUAGCCAUGGUAAACGCUACAAGUAAAAACGGUAGCGUCGGGCCAGCGUGUACUGUAGCGGACUUUAAAAGCAAUAAUACCGCCGAACUCAAAGACUUUGGAGAGCGUUUCGAAUGGAAUCAACAUAUCCAAGGGCUGUUACUAUCGGGAUACUUUUACGGUGUCCUGCCGGCUAGUGUACCAGCUGGACUCUUAGCCGAAAAGUACGGAGGCUCUAAAGUAGUAGCAUUUGCCACGUUGAUACCCGCAGUAUUAAAUCUUCUGAUGCCUUGGGCUGCUACUGUCCAUUACGGCUUUGUUUUCGCCCUCCGUUUUGUAAUGGGAUUUUUUGGAGGCGCCGUUUAUCCUGCUCUUCAUGCGAUGAUUGCUAGGUGGGUGCCGCCUGGCGAGAAAGGCAUGUUUGUGUGGACUAUGCAAGGUGGUCCAUUUGGAACUGUAGUAACAUUCGCUUUAUGUGGUGCGGUAAUCAGUGCUUACGGAUGGAAAGCUGCAUUUUACGUUACAAGUGGGCUUAUGUUAGUUUUUUAUGCUUUAUGGGUAUUUCUAAUAUACGAUACACCAGAGUUGCAUCCUGGUAUCACGGAGAAGGAGAAAACGUACAUAAAGGAACAAAUAGGCACUACCGUCUCGAAGCAAAAGGUUCAGCUACCAGUAAAAUCGGUUGCUACAUCUCUACCGUUUUUAGUACUAUUAUGGGCUCACUUUGCAAACAUGUGGGGUAUUUAUUUCAUUGCUACAAACGGACCCAAAUACACAUUGGAAGUUCUUGGUUUUAACAUGAAAUCGGGUGGCGCAAUAACUGGCUUACCUUAUAUAGCUAGACUCGGCGCUGGAGUGUUAUUCGCAGCAGCGGGUGAUUAUGUGCGAAGAAGGAAUUUCUUAUCUUUAACCUGGAUAAGGAAGAUAUUUAUGCUGUUCUCUCACAUGGGACCUGCAGCUUGUCUGGUAGUGAUGACAUAUGUCGGUUGCGAUGCCACAACUGCGAUAAUAAUGUUAAUAUUGGCGUUGGCCUUCAAUGGGGCCGCUUGCCAGACCAGCUUACAGAACCAUCAAGACCUGGCACCGAACUAUGCCGGUUCUUUGUACGGAAUUAUGAAUACAUUUGGCAGUUUCCCCGGAUUCAUCAUUCCACCUAUUAUCGGCGUUUUAACCAAUGAAAGGAACGGUGUAGAGGAAUGGCGUAUAAUGUUUUGGAUAUCGGCGGUAGUGUUUACAUCGGCAACGGUUCUCUUUUGGCUAUUUGGAUCUGCGGAAAUUCAGCCAUGGAACGAUUCGACACAUACUAAAGUGCCUACUGUUUCCGAUGAAGAAAAACAGAUAAAUGAAACGACGACGAAAGAUGCGGUUGAUACAGAAGCUGAGGAAAAUGAACGUCUCUAGUGAGUUAAGAAAUGAAUAAAUUAAAGAAAAAAAAAAAUAUAUAUAUAUCCACAUGUACAAAGAUUAAUUAGUUCAAUGUCGGGAAGAGAGUGCAUCUGAGGUUACUGUAAAAUUUAAUCUUUGUUAGAAUGUCAUAUUUUAUACAUGAUUACAGACCAACGUUUGUACAGCUUUUAAUUGUUAAUGCGUAGCAUAGUAAUCGCUUAUUAAUAUACUAAAACUUGAAACAGGAGAAUGGAAAUAAUGUACACAAUAUUCGAUGUAGAAUAUUCAUUAUCAUAAUACAUUUAGAAUAUUCAGUUGCAGAUACACGUUGCCAGAAUAUCACGACAUAUCUUUUGUCUUAAUCCGAUUAAUUUUUUUUUUACGUGAAGUUAUUUUUCACGCUCUUUUUUUACUGUUACUAUGUAAGACUGUGAGAGUUAAAAAUUUAGAUUUUGUACACUUUUUGUAACUCUCAAACUUGUAUAAGUUUGUAUAAUCUCAAAUGCUUAAGUAUUUAUAUGUCUGAUAUUACGCUUUUGUCGCAUUCGUACACUUGAUUGUCACGAUCGUAAUCGUUAAAUACCCACGGAAGAGUAAACGUGGUAUUCAAACAAUGUAAUGUAUCAAAAUGUAAGAAUACUCUGUAGUGCAUUUUUUAUUUCGUGCCAAAGUACACGUAUGUUGCUCUCAUUAAACACUCGAGGAAACUGUCGAUAUAUCUAAUACUAGGUUGAGGAACCUUGGCACUACCUUCGGGUCAAUAGACGGUCAAGGUUACUCGAUAUUAUAAAUACAUUACAGUAGGUACAUUAAAUCAAUAUAUAUGAUUCUUGUUAUACGUAAUAAACAUUUUUUUUGCGAAGCGAUUUCAUAACUGUGAUAAACAUUGGCAGUAAUUUACGCACAACGGUUCAAUCGCGAUUAACAUGAUCUCAGUUCUUUGAGGUCAUGUACCAUUUCAAAGGCAUUUUAAACAAAUACAAAAUACAUUGAAUACGAGAUUGCUCUUUACGUAAUAAUUUUUUGAGCCUCAUUGAUCGCGUAUAACAAGAAAUCUUCUUAUAUAUUCUUCCCGUCGUUUACGAGCGCUCAAAUGUGUACAAAUGUGUAACUGUAGCGAUAAAAGCAACUCAUCUUCUAAUUUUCUUUUAUCAGAUGUGUGUCUGUGAGAAAGAGAGGGCGAGGCGACAAUGUCAAGAUAGAAUUUUUUGCAUUCAGAGAAAGACAUUACGCUCGUGAAUAAGCGGAGAAGAAAUGCAUUGUAGAUCGUGAAAAGUGUUAUUAGUACAAUCGUACAUUAGAAAUUGUACGUUCGCACCGUAGGAAAAUAUAAGAGAUGCUAAAUGCGUUGUUCCUACAUUUGAAAAAGACGAUCAUUGUUCAAGUUGAAUUUUCAACGCGAAUGUUUAUCGUGCUGUCAAUAAUAACGUUACUACGAAUUAAGUUGAAAUCCGUGUGAAGCAAGAAUUUAGCAAUAAUAUUUGUUGCUCGUGUCAGUUGUAAACAAUGAUACAUGAAGAUUACAACUCACGCUGUUUUAAAGUAAACAAAUCAUAGCGCACGUAAAUGUGCGUCAUAUUAUUAUUGAUUGUUAAGUUGUAUACAGACGUACACAUUAUUUAUAUAAUGUAUAAUACAUCUCAUAUCAUUACAUUUUUCAUACUUUUUUUCACAUGUUUCUCUAAUUAAUAAGUUAUGACAGCAUUUGUUUUAUGAAUUUUACAUAGUAAAUUAUAGCGGAUUUACACGUAUAAGAAAUAAUCGAAUAUAUUUUGUGCGAUUUCAUUACAUAAUGUAAUAAAAAAGGUCAUGUAUCCACAAAUGGUCAAAUUUAUUAUUUAUUAAAUUUUAAUUAUACAAAGUU
Solenopsis invicta (red fire ant) is the source of this 3346-nucleotide messenger RNA. RefSeq names its product sialin. NCBI's taxonomy places the organism in Eukaryota, Metazoa, Arthropoda, Insecta, Hymenoptera, Formicidae. Gene Ontology annotation, biological process: transmembrane transport; monoatomic anion transport. Bases 1 to 1497 code for a protein of 498 amino acids. Gene Ontology annotation, molecular function: transmembrane transporter activity. The record is from RefSeq and is a predicted model, not a curated record. Gene Ontology annotation, cellular component: plasma membrane. The transcript has 10 exons.